AUGGUUCUUCUCUUAUCCGACUGGGCUCAAGACCCAGGAAGCAUUGCAGUCGCUUUCUCCUCACUGGGGUUUCUACUCCACCUCAAUCUCAUUCCCUUCGAGAUCGACGAGUCAACGCCUCUCUUAGCGAGCGCUUUUGUGUUGUUCUGGAUAGGAUUAGCUACAAUCUUCGUCCGCUUCCUCGAGUUGAGUGUGUUUUCAGCGAUUCUGAAUACAUUCCUAGCAGUGUCCUCUUUUACGGGAGCUCUUGCUACCAGCAUGACUAUGUACCGAGUAUUCUUUCAUCGCUUGCGUGAUUUUCAUGGUCCCCUGGGGGCAAAAAUCAGUCGCUUCUUUGUUAUGUCUGACAUUUCAAAGUCUGGCUUGAGAUACCAUGUUGAACUUGAGAAAAUGCAUCAAAAGUACGGCGAUUUUGUACGAGUCGCCAUGGCGGAUUAUAUGCCUCGGGUUGAAGCUAAAGCAGAUGAAUUUAUUAAAGGAUUGAGAGAGCGUACAGGCAAAAUAAUCGAUAUCACACAGUGGUCAUUGUUCUAUACAUUCGACGUUAUGGGACUAAUUGCUUUCAGCAAGGACUACGGGCAAUUGAAUAAUGGCAAAGAGCAUUUUGCCAUCACCGGCAUGCAUGAUCAGAUGGAACUGGUUGGGGUUUUCAGCGCAGUUCCCUGGCUGAUGCACUUGUUGCAAUCUAUCCCCGGCAUCAAAGGAUCAUUCGAAAUUUUCCUUAAAUAUUGUAAUCAACAGGUGGAUGAAAGGAAAGCAGAAUGGAAACAGGACGAGGAGAGAAAACCAAAUGAUGUUGUUUCCUGGUUGAUUAAGUCGAUGGAGGAUGGCGGCCCAUCAGCCCCAGGCCCUGUGGCACUCUAUGAAGAUGGGAGAUUAACCAUCGUUGCUGGAAGCGAUACGACUGGAGCAACACUAGCCAAUGCCUUCUACUUCCUAACAACCCACCCCGAAGUAUAUCAAAGACUGCAAAAAGAGGUGGACCAAGUGAAGGCGAGUGGCGGCGAUGCAUCGCAGAUUCCCUAUCUCGAUGCAAUAAUCACGGAGACUCUUCGGUUGAAACCAGUCGUGCCCAGUGGUCUAAAGAGACUCACCCCACCCGAAGGUCUUGUGGUCGAUGAAGUGUGGAUUCCAGGAAGAACGAUUGUCAUAACUCCGCAACAUGUCCUACAGCGAGAUGAGCGCAAUUUUGAGCGACCCUUGGAGUUUCUUCCAGAAAGAUGGUUGGAAGAAGGAAAACAUAUGCACAAAGAUGAACGCGCGUGGUUUCCUUUCAGUAUAGGCCUCUAUUCCUGCGUUGGUAAACAUCUAGGUCUUAUGCAGCUUCGAUUUGCUCUACAUAGGGUUGCGACUGAGUUUGAUGUCUCAUUUGCCCCUCAAGAAGACGGCAGGAAAUUUUUCGAAGACGCAAAAGAUACUUUUACCAUGACUUGUCCAUCUCUUCAGCUUGUUUUGAACAAGCGACAAUUAGCUCAGUCUUGA
Penicillium angulare is the source of this 1482-nucleotide messenger RNA. Its product is annotated as cytochrome P450. Lineage: Eukaryota; Fungi; Ascomycota; Eurotiomycetes; Eurotiales; Aspergillaceae. Bases 1 to 1482 code for a protein of 493 amino acids. The record is from RefSeq and is a predicted model, not a curated record. Gene Ontology annotation, molecular function: heme binding; monooxygenase activity; iron ion binding. The transcript has 5 exons.